AUGGAACUUGGCUGGGAACUUCCCUUCCCAAUUAAUCUGUGGGAAGCCAAAACUUCCGAAAUAUGGCUCCGGAGAUUCAACGAGAAUUUCGAGCUCUCGGCUUUCAAGAUCAACAGCAAUUUAUUAUACCAGCCACGCGGGCUCGCUACAGCCUCUUUGACAAUGGCCACACAGCAAAUAAUGACCGAAGCACCCAGCUCGGAACUUCUAACGGCGCUAGAAGCAUCUCCCUUUGCCGUAUUCUGUCUGCUGACGAACUUGGAUGCUCUGGUGCGGGACUUUACGCGGUGUUAUUAUCAAAUGCCACCCAGCCCUUCCGAUCCGAACCCGUUUCAUAUCCUCACUCAGAGUCAAUCUAAACGGAUACACAUGGCAAUACGGAAAAUCGCGAAGAUCGUCAAGGACCUGGCUUACACGAGCAACAGCCCCCACUUCCUCCUAUGGAGAACGAACGAGCUAUUCAUCUCAUCUCUUCUUAUCAGCUUAUGUCGCCCCGAUCAGCUCUUGGUUGGAGGCAUCGUGGAUAACAGCUUAAUUGCGGGCAUGGCUGCCUCGACCCAUCUGGCGCAUGGGAACCUCAUCGCAAUCCGGCGAUCAGCACCUCCUGUGUCACAUCAUGUCGGCGGUAACGAAGGCAUCUUAGCACUUCUCAGUGAUCUUUCCAGUGUGCUCUCCAUUAUUUUCGGCGAGGAUCAAGAGAAAGCUGUUCGUGAGGCGCCGUGGGCUACUGUCGCUAGCUACGGGAUUCUUUUGUGUAUCUGGGGAGCGUUGAGGCGCGCAAACACUGAUAUUCGUCGCUACGUAGACACCUUCAAUGAGCUCCCCAAAUCAUUCGAAUCUUGCAUGUUGGUCUUCAACACACUCAUGGAGUCCGUGUUUCUCAGCUUCGUUGAGCAUGACGGGAUGACCCGAGAUUCCCGGUUGUGGUCUACGGAUCGAGAGGCUUUCACUAGUCUGCUCGAUGAAGCCGAGCCAUUGUUUGCCAAUCUUAUCAAGACAUUUUGUAAACAGCGAUACGUGUGGGGAAUUGGUCCUUCGAUGCUGGCUGUGUUGGGUGAAAUCCCCGGCAAUGUCUCCACCAGCGCGCCAGAAUGA
This is a messenger RNA of Penicillium longicatenatum, 1095 nucleotides long. RefSeq lists its product as uncharacterized. The coding region runs from base 1 to 1095 and encodes 364 amino acids. The transcript has a single exon. The record is from RefSeq and is a predicted model, not a curated record. NCBI's taxonomy places the organism in Eukaryota, Fungi, Ascomycota, Eurotiomycetes, Eurotiales, Aspergillaceae.